AUGAUUCCUAAGAUUUCCGGCCACGGAGAUGAAGCUCAGAGCUCCACACUCGCCGGCUUCAUCCUACACGAAGACACAGAUAUCACACGUUACUCCAUCAUCUUCUGCGUGGCCAGCCAGGUCGACCCAGCGCACAUCGACCAACUUCCUUGGACUGUAAGCAGUCCUGCAGCAGGAGCCUUCGAUACUCAUAAUAGUGAACCCCUUGGCGCCACAGAGCCUGUGGCCCAUAUGGCUUCCCCCCAGAUGCCUGGAAGUAGUCCAAGUUGGACCCCAUGUGCAGGGGUCCCAAAGCCAGAGCAACAGUUAACCCGUGAGGACUGGCACAUCCGCUUCCGGGACUUCAGGCUGCUCCAGGACAGAGAAGAGUCUGACCCGCUGUGGGACCUGCAGGAGCUGAAGCAGCUGUGCUGGCUCUGGCUGCGGCCUGACCAGCACACCAAGACCGAGAUCCUUGACCAGCUGGUGCUGGAGCAGUUCCUCAUCUCGCAGCCCCUGCACGUGCAGGCCCUGGUCCGUGAGAAUAAGGUGCAUGACUGCGCAGAGCUAGAGCGGCUGCUCUGGAACCUCAGGCCGGACCAGAGUUGGGUGAGUGCGACACCGUUGGGAGAAAUGGGUGAGGGGGCCCCACGGGAGCAGAAGCAGAGAUGGAUGUUCCCGAGAAACAUGCCAGGCCGCGAGCAGGAGGCUGAGGGGCUGGUGUCAGAAGAGGAGGAAGAAGAGGAGGCACAGGAAGUGCAGGAGCAGGCUCAGGAGAUGCGGGAGGAGCUGGAGCAGGUGCUGGAGCUGAAGCAGGAGGCACCGGCGCAGGAGCUGGAGCAGGCUCCGGAGCCCGGUGAAUGUGGCGCUGGAGCCUCGGGGUGCGGCGUCGUGCCGGCGACGACCCCGCGGAGCCCUGGGCUCCCCCCCACCCAGAGCCCCGCAGCCCCCCAGGGCGGCGUGCUGGACCUGGCAGCUCCGUGGCGCCUCCGCUCACGCUCCGGGCGCCGUCCCGCAGGGCCCGCGGGCCCGGAGUCCACCGAGGGCCGCGGGAGCCGGGGACACGCGUCCGGGGGCGCCGAGCGCGCGCCCAAGCGGGAAGCCUCGCCCGGCCCCGAGCCCGGGGUCCCCGCCGCGAGGGACGGCGCGGGCGGGCGCCGCGCGCUGGCCUGCGCCCACUGCCACAAGACCUUCCGGUACCAGUCGCGCCUGGACAUCCACCUGCGCAGCCACACGGGCGAGCGGCCCUUCCGCUGCGCGCGCUGCGGCCACGGCUUCAUGCAGCGCUCCGACCUGCGCGUGCACCAGCGCAUCCACGAGCACCGGCGGCCCUACCGCUGCGGCCUCUGCGGCGCCGCCUUCACGCACCAGUCCACGCUCACGGGCCACACGCGCGUGCACACGCAGGAGCGGCCCUUCGCCUGCGAGCACUGCGGCCAGCGCUUCAGCCACCGCGGCAACCUCAACGUGCACCUGCGCACGCACUCGGGCCUCAAGCCCUACGCCUGCCCCGACUGCGGCCGCGCCUUCCGCCAGCUCGGCACCUUCAACCGCCACCGCCGGACGCACCUGCGCGCGGGCCCGGGCCGGCCCCGCCACGUCGAGGUCGCGGAGGACGGCGCGCGCGCCGAGGCUCGGGCUUGA
Messenger RNA from Suncus etruscus (white-toothed pygmy shrew), 1623 nucleotides. RefSeq names its product zinc finger and SCAN domain-containing protein 5B-like. Bases 1 to 1623 code for a protein of 540 amino acids. Gene Ontology annotation, molecular function: RNA polymerase II cis-regulatory region sequence-specific DNA binding; DNA-binding transcription factor activity. Gene Ontology annotation, biological process: regulation of transcription by RNA polymerase II. The record is from RefSeq and is a predicted model, not a curated record. The transcript has 6 exons. NCBI's taxonomy places the organism in Eukaryota, Metazoa, Chordata, Mammalia, Eulipotyphla, Soricidae.